AUGGCCACAGAGGAAGCCCACCAGCCUGCCAAGAUGCAAUGCCUUGAAGGCCCACACUUAAGUCAAGGGCUAGGCCAAUCCCGUGGACCCUUGGUUCCUGAGGAAGAGCCGGUGUCUGUCUCCCAGCUGGAAGAAGAGAAUGAAGAGGAAGUAGAGGAGGAGGCGGCCGAGGAGGUGGAGGAUCCAGACCUGGCCCGGAGCCCAGAGGAGGAUGGGAAGGAAGAGAGUGACCCUGAGGAUCUGGCUGCAGUCCGUGCUGCCCAUAACACGCAGAGAGGUCUGCCCAGCUACCCUGGAGUUAAGGCCCCUGGUGUUCUGGGAUUGCCACCUGCCUGCAUGCACUUGAUGGGGCAGCCUGCACUUCCCAGUGCCAGCCCGUCAGCACGACAUUUUGGACCUCGACUGGCCACGCCAGACCCAGUUCUCCUCUGCGGCCCGCUGACCUCUUGUCCCCUCAGAUCCAGUCAUCUGACCCAGCUCCACCCUCAGCACCGACGCAUCUUGGAGCAGCAGCAGAGUCGAACACCAAGUCCCCCAGCAAAGAAGCCCUGGUCUCAGCAGCCAGACCCCUAUGCUAACCUCAUGACCCGAAAAGAGAAGGACUGGGUGAUAAAAGUGCAGAUGGUUCAGCUGCAGACUGAGAACCCCCGCCUGGAUGACUAUUACUACCAGGAAUAUUAUCGGAAACUAGAGAAGAAGCAGGCAGACGAAGAGCUACUUGGACAGAGGAACAGGGUUGAGUCGCUCAAGCUGGAAACGCCUUACAUACAGAAGGCAGAGGUUUAUGAGUCAGUGGUUCGAAUUGAGGGUUCUCUGGGCCAAGUAGCUGUGUCGACGUGUUUUAGCCCUCGCCGAGCUAUUGAUGCUGUACCCCAUGGAACUCAAGAGCAGGAUACUGGAGCUGCAAGCAGUCAAAGGCUUCGCCUAUUGCACCGGAUUGAGAAGAUGUUCCUGCAGUUACUGGAGAUCGAGGAGGGCCGGAAGGAUGGGUCCUCACAGCCCUGCCACUCUGAGCAGCACAGCAACCAGGUCGAGAAGCUCUUCCAGGCGCUAAAGACCCAGGAGCAGAACAACCUGGAGGAGGCAGCAGAUAGCAUCCUGCAGGUGCUCUCCGUGAGGAAGGGGAAAGCCCUGGUGGCCCGGCUGCUGCCCUUCCUGCCCCAGGAUCGGGCUGUCAGCCUUCUUCUGGCUAUCACCCGCCACCUGCCCAUCCUGGUCCGGAGGGAUGUGACUGACCAGGCCCUACACAUGCUAUUCAAACCUCUGGGCAAAUGUAUCAGUCACUUAACCUUCCAUGAACUCCUCCGAGGACUUCAGGGACUUCUGUUGCUACCACCCGGCUCCUCGGAGCGACCACUCGCCAUGCUGCUUCAGAAUCAGUUUGGAAUAUCUUUACUCUAUGCUCUGCUGAGUCAUGGGGAGCAGCUGGUAUCCCUGGAUUCUACUCUAGAGGAACCCAACAGUGACCACACAAGUUGGACAGACAUGGUGGUUCUGAUUGCCUGGGAGAUAGCCCGAAUGCCUACAGCCUCUCUGGCAGAACCACUAGCCUUCCCCAGCAACCUACUUCCCCUGUUUUGUCACCACGUGGACAAACAAUUGGUUCAGCAGCUAGAAGCCAGGAUGGAGCUUGCCUGGAUCUACUGAUCAGUUCUGGAAUAUGCAGACGUGGAAAGCUCAAGCAUGAGGCGGUAGCUGUAUGAGCUAGGUCUACAGGGAUCCAGAAACUCCAAAGACAUUUCUUAGGCCUUUAGCAUGUGGAGGUCCUUCCCCAAAACCUAUUCAUAUCCUUUCUUCAAAAACCUAUAUAACAUGCCUAAAAAAGGCAUAACAAUGUGUAAUUAAAGAAAUAACAGAACGAUGUGUUAACGUGUUUGUAAGGCAGGAGCUAU
Molecule: messenger RNA, 1892 nt
Organism: Oryctolagus cuniculus (rabbit)
Lineage: Eukaryota; Metazoa; Chordata; Mammalia; Lagomorpha; Leporidae
Source: RefSeq, a predicted model, not a curated record